Cyprinus carpio (common carp) is the source of this 755-nucleotide messenger RNA. Its product is annotated as Golgi-associated plant pathogenesis-related protein 1-like. The record is from RefSeq and is a predicted model, not a curated record. NCBI's taxonomy places the organism in Eukaryota, Metazoa, Chordata, Actinopteri, Cypriniformes, Cyprinidae. Gene Ontology annotation, cellular component: extracellular region.
CUAUGGAGGUGGAGGCGGAGGCAGAGAUAACGGCAACAGUAUAUAUACAUCAUCUGUGUGCAGAGCUUUAAACUACCAGCUGAAGCCAGAGUGGGUGAACAACAUCCUUACAGCUCAAAGAAAAGUUUACAUUGGAAGCAAUGGCAGAUGAAAGCUUUAAACAGGAAUUCCUGGAGGUCCAUAACCAGUACAGGAAGCAGCAUCAAGCCCCAGAGCUGACGUACAGUGACGAGCUGUGCAGUGCCGCUCAAAAGUGGGCAGAUCAUAUGCUGGGCGAAAAAUCACUGGGCCACAGUGACACGAAUGAUGGGGAGAAUGUGUUUUAUUCCUUCAGCUCUGUCAAAAAGACACCCACAGGAAAGGAGGCUGUAGACAGUUGGUACAGUGAGAUCAAGGAUUACAACUUUACCACACCAGGACAUCAGCCCCAAACAGGGCAUUUCACUCAAGUUGUGUGGAAAUCAUCCACAGAGCUCGGAGUAGGUCUGGCUACUGAUGGAAACACAGUUUUUGUCGUUGGUCAGUAUAGACCUGCUGGAAAUAUAACCAACGCUGGUUACUAUGAGAAAAAUGUUCUACCUAAAACUGAAUAAGGAUUGUUUUUUUUCCUAACUGGAUUUGUCUAUUGCUAACAUUUAUGAUUUAGCAGAUGCUUUUUAUUCAAAGUGACUUACGUCACCAUAACCAGUUUAAAUUUAAUACAUUGUGAUCAAAUCCUGUGUGUGUUAAUAAAGUAAUGGAUCUUUGCAUCAUAA